UGAAAAAAAUCAAGUCUCGAUUUUGAGGUGUGAAUUACUCUGCGAAACCACGGAAGAACCUCUCCUUCUUCUUUAUCUAAAACUCCCACCGAAGCCCAUUUCUUGCAUAGUUUCGCACAAGAAAUCCACAGAAAAUGAGGACCCAGAUGCUUUAAAGAGACUGAACGGCAGUAAAAUUCUCAGUGAACAGUCCCCCAAGAGACCUCCAUGUGAGGAGAGACUCUUAGCCUUUGUCUUACUUCAAAAGAAACAGUGAGAAUUUUUACUUAUGGAGGCUGGACUCAAUUUGCUCUCUUCUUCAUCGCUAUUCAUUUCGAGAUGCCACCCGAGAAGCUUCCUUCAUCCUUCUUGUUCUUCCUCUUCCUCCUCUUCUUCAGUUUCUAUGUUUCAUGAGCAAGCGAUUCCUGCUCGAUACUUUUCAACUUCAUUUCUUUCACAAGAACAGCACCAUGAGUGUAGACCUCAAUCACAAAUACUUAAGGAUGAUAGAACAUCCCAGACGACUCUAGAUAGGAGGCUGAUCGAGAGGAGUGUUUCAAUUGAUGAAGGCAACCGAAGUGACCACGAUCAUCUGAUCUGGGAAUUUAAGCAUCAAGCGGUUGAGUGGCCUGGUUUAUUAUCAUCAUGGCCAUCCUUACAAAUGGAGGAAUACAAGAUCUCAUCUGUCGAAAAACAAUCCUAUAACGCUGGUGGGGAGAUGCUUGUUAAAGAUGAACCAGAGAAUGUCAUUGCCCUUGCAAAGAAAGCUUUGUCAGCUUCAAAACAAGCAGCAUCAUUAGUUGACGAGUCUGAAUUAGUUGGUACCAAUCUGGACUAUACUUCUCCUGAUGAUUCUCUAAGCAAGGAGGGGAGAACUGUAAGGUCAACCAGACUGCAAGAUAGACGAUCCAAGAAAAGAAAGGUGCCAAAACAUGUAACAACUAUUCAUGAGACUUCUAAUUCAAAGGGGAAAGAUUCACGGAGAAAAACAAUUGAAAAUUUUGAUCCCAAUGAUCCUCUACGACUGUUCUUAUGGGGUCCUGAAACAAAGAAGCUUUUAACAGUUGAAGAAGAGUCCGAGUUGAUAGUCCAAAUCCAGGAUUUAAUGAUACUGGACAACGUGAAAGCUAGACUUCAAUCUCAGUUUGGCCGUGAACCAACUUUGGUUGAAUGGGCUGAAGCUCUAGGGCUCACCUGUCAACGCUUACAAUCACAGCUUCAGUCCUUUCGGAUCAGUCGUGAAAAGCUGAUCAAUGCAAAUUUGCGAAUGGUGGUUCACAUUGCUAAACAAUAUCAGGGUCGUGGUCUCAGCCUUCAAGACUUACUGCAGGAAGGAAGCUUGGGACUUAUGAAGAGCGUAGAAAAAUUCAAACCACAAGCUGGUUGCCGCUUUGCCACUUAUGCUUAUUGGUGGAUUAGGCAAUCUAUUAGGAAGGCAAUAUUCGAACACUCUAGAACAAUUCGUUUGCCGGAAAAUGUAUAUGGCCUCCUCGGAAAGGUAACAGAGGCAAAAAAUUAUUUUGUUCGAGCAGGGAAUUAUAAACCAUCUAAAGAAGAGUUAGCUGCACGUGUUGGAAUUACAGUUGAGAGAUUGGAUAAGUUACUGUUUAUGUCGAGAAUCCCACGUUCAUUGCAGCAACCUGUAUGGACUGAUCAAGAUACCACUUUUCAGGAAAUAACUGCAGACUCUGAACUUGACACGCCGGAUGUCAGUGUGGAGAGGGAGCUUAUGCGAAGGCAUAUUCGGAAUCUCCUUAGCAUUCUCAGUCCGAAAGAGAGACGAAUAAUCAGACUACGUUUCGGUAUCGAAGAUGGUAAAGAGAAGACACUAUUGGAGAUUGGCAACAUGUUUGGUUUGUCCAAGGAGAGGGUACGGCAGCUUGAAAACCGAGCCUUAUACAAGCUUAAACGAUGCUCCAACAGUCAAGGACUAGGCGCAUAUGCCGAUUUACUGACUUGAGGCCAAUGCAUUUUGUUGUAUAUGCAUCAUUUUGGUCUGAACAUUUCAUCUUCCAUAUCAGAAGCUGUAGUUUUGGGAAGUUGGAAGGUCUCUUUCAAGAAUUCUGCAGGAUACAAACAACACUUUUUGUAAGUCCACCAGCUAUAUGUAUUUAUGUAUAUGAAGGUCAUUUGUAUUCUUUUUUAGGUGCAGUACAACCUGUUACUACUGCUCUUCAAGAUGUUUAGCAAUUGAUACUGAUGAUAUAUGCUGACAUCUUAAAGUGUAUCUUUUAAUUCAUUCAAGAGAUGAUAUUCAAUGAUAAAAGAAAAAACAAUACUUUUCUGAGAA
Messenger RNA from Benincasa hispida (wax gourd), 2269 nucleotides. RefSeq names its product RNApolymerase sigma-subunit F (gene SIGF). Gene Ontology annotation, molecular function: DNA-binding transcription factor activity. Gene Ontology annotation, biological process: regulation of DNA-templated transcription; DNA-templated transcription initiation. The record is from RefSeq and is a predicted model, not a curated record. NCBI's taxonomy places the organism in Eukaryota, Viridiplantae, Streptophyta, Magnoliopsida, Cucurbitales, Cucurbitaceae.